Messenger RNA from Varanus komodoensis (Komodo dragon), 6464 nucleotides. RefSeq names its product basonuclin 2 (gene BNC2). The transcript has 5 exons. NCBI's taxonomy places the organism in Eukaryota, Metazoa, Chordata, Lepidosauria, Squamata, Varanidae. Gene Ontology annotation, cellular component: nucleus. The coding region runs from base 325 to 3297 and encodes 990 amino acids. Gene Ontology annotation, biological process: regulation of DNA-templated transcription. The record is from RefSeq and is a predicted model, not a curated record.
GGCUGUGAUAGUCACUUCGAAGCGUUUCGCUUUCCCCCAACUGUGGCUGUUUAAAAUCUCUCAGUCCAGACAAUUAACAGCUGAAGAAAAUAUGACAAGACACACGCAGCGAGGUUGGGAGAUAGAGAGAAGGAAUGCGCCAGAAGAGAGUUGAAUUGCCGCCUUGUACACGAACUGGCAGAUCUCCUCUCCUCAUCACCCUCCCUGCUUGCUCCAACGCACCCCCAGAGCUGUGUUUUUCCCUUUUCCUUUUUUCCCCUGUCUGCUGAAGGCCAGGACCGAUCUGUUAACUGUACACCACUGACGGGGAGGCCAAAGCCGCUCAUGGCCAUACGCUGCACAUUGGUAAAUUGCACUUGUGAAUGUUUCCAACCAGGGAAGAUAAACCUGAGAACCUGUGAUCAGUGUAAACAUGGGUGGGUGGCACAUGCUUUGGACAAGCUUAGCACUCAGCAUCUGUACCAUCCAACACAAGUGGAGAUUGUACAAUCCAAUGUUGUGUUUGACAUCAGCAGUCUGAUGCUCUAUGGUACUCAGGCCGUGCCAGUGAGGCUGAAGAUACUGCUAGACCGACUCUUCAGUGUGUUGAAACAGGAAGAAGUGCUGCAUAUCCUACACGGUUUGGGCUGGACGCUCCGGGACUAUGUUCGAGGCUACAUCCUUCAGGAUGCUGCAGGCAAAGUGCUGGACCGCUGGGCCAUCAUGUCCAGGGAAGAAGAGAUUAUUACCCUUCAGCAGUUUCUGAGGUUCGGAGAAACCAAAUCCAUUGUGGAGCUGAUGGCAAUUCAAGAAAAAGAAGGGCAAGCAGUGGCUGUACCAUCUUCAAAGGCAGACUCAGAUAUAAGGACUUUUAUUGAAAGCAAUAAUCGAACCAGGAGUCCAAGCCUCCUCGCUCACCUGGAGAACAGUAACCCAUCCAGCAUUCAUCAUUUUGAAAACAUCCCCAACAGCCUGGCAUUCCUGCUUCCAUUUCAGUACAUCAAUCCAGUCUCUGCUCCUCUGUUGGGCUUGCCUCCAAAUGGGCUUCUGCUGGAACAGCCAACACUGAGGCUGCGUGAACCAAGUCUUUCAACCCAGAAUGAAUAUAAUGAAAGCAGCGAGUCUGAAGUCUCCCCGGCCCCUUUCAAGAGUGAGCAGACAGCCAGCAGGAAUGCCUUGACCAGCAUCACAAAUGUCGAGCCCAAAACUGAGCCAGCUUCUGUGUCCCCUGUUCAGACAUCUACCCCCGUCAGUGAUUUAUCCAAACCUGAACACACUAAAAGUACUUUUAGAAUCCACAGAAUGAGGCGAAUGGGAUCAGCAUCACGGAAGGGGAGAGUCUUUUGCAAUGCAUGUGGCAAAACCUUUUAUGACAAGGGGACUCUCAAAAUACACUACAAUGCAGUCCACCUUAAGAUCAAACAUAGAUGUACUAUUGAAGGUUGUAACAUGGUCUUCAGCUCACUCAGAAGUCGUAACCGUCACAGCGCUAACCCUAACCCCCGGCUUCAUAUGCCCAUGCUAAGGAACAAUCGUGAUAAGGAUCUGAUCCGUGCUACAUCAGGUGCCGCCACACCUGUUAUAGCAAGUACAAAAUCCAAUCUAACAUUAACAAGUCCUGGACGACCUCCAAUGGGUUUUACCACUCCCCCAUUAGAUCCUGUGCUUCAAAAUCCUCUACCUAGCCAACUUGUAUUCCCAGCUUUAAAGACUGUACAGCCUGUUCCUCCUUUUUACAGAAGUUUACUUACACCUGGUGAGAUGGUGAGUCCUCCAACCUCAUUACCCACGAGUCCUUUAAUGCCAGCAACUGGUACAAUAGAGCAGCCUCCUCUUCCUCAUUCAGAAUCAACACUACCUGCAGUGCUGAUGCCUUCCCAGGAGGCAAAUGCUGACCUUGCCCCUAAGAAAAAGCCAAGGAAGUCAAGCAUGCCUGUGAAAAUAGAGAAGGAAGUCAUUGACACCGCUGAUGAGUUUGAUGAUGAAGAUGAGGAAGUUAAUGACAGCAGAAGUGUAGCGAAUGAUGGUGGGCAUGACAAUCAUUGCCUUUCUCAGGAAGAGAUGAGCCCCGGGUUGUCUGUGAAAGACUUCUCAAAAAAUGGGAGAAACAGGUGCAUUUCAAGGACCGAGCUAAGAAGGGCAGAUAGCAUGACAUCGGAAGACCAAGAGCAUGAGAGAGACUAUGAGAAUGAGUCAGAAUCCUCAGAACCAAAACUGUGUGAUGAAUCCAUGGAAGGGGAUGAACACAUGAUGCAUGAAAGAAAUAAUAAAUCCAUGGUGAACCAUGACAGGCCAGAUGAAAACCACAAUGAUGCUUCCCACCACACUGAAGUGAAGGUUAAGGAAGAAUUCACAGACCCGACGUAUGAGAUGUUCUACAUGAGCCAAUAUGGACUUUACAAUGGAGGCAGUGCCAGCAUGGCUGCACUCCAUGAAAGCUUCACUUCAACAUUCAACUAUAACAGCCCCCAGAAAUUUUCCCCUGAGGGCGAUUUGUGCUCCAGCCCAGAUCCCAAAAUCUGCUAUGUGUGCAAGAAGAGUUUCAAGAGUUCCUACAGUGUGAAACUCCACUAUAGGAAUGUUCACUUAAAAGAGAUGCAUGUCUGCACAGUGGCUGGCUGUAAUGCUGCCUUCCCCUCACGGAGAAGCAGGGACAGACACAGUGCUAACAUAAACCUGCACCGUAAACUGUUGACUAAAGAACUGGAUGACAUGGGACUGGAUACCUCUCAGCCCUCUCUUAGCAAGGACCUUCGUGAUGAAUUUUUGAUGAAGAUCUAUGGUGCCCCACAUCAGAUAGGGUAUGACAUAAGGGAAGACACAUCCUCCCCAGCAGGUACUGAGGAUUCCCAUCUGAAUGGGUACGGAAGGGGCAUGUCCGAAGAGUACAUGGUGCUAGACCUCAGCACCACUUCCAGCAUCCAGUCCAGUAGUAGCAUCCAUUCCUCGAGAGAAUCUGACGCAGGAAGCGAUGAGGGCAUUCUCCUUGAUGAUGUGGAUGGGGCAAGUGACAGUGGGGAAUCGUCACACAAGGCUGAUGCCCCAACCUUAGCGGUCGGCAUGGGCGCUGAAGUCCCAGGGUCCCUCAUGUUUAACAGUGUUUCCAUGAGCAACGGGGGGAUCAUGUGUAACAUUUGCCACAAAAUGUACAGCAACAAGGGGACACUCAGGGUGCAUUACAAGACUGUGCACUUGCGAGAAAUGCACAAGUGCAAAAUCCCAGGAUGCAACAUGAUGUUUUCCUCUGUCCGCAGUCGGAAUCGACACAGUCAGAACCCCAAUCUGCAUAAAAACAUUCCCUUCACUUCGCUAGAUUAGUUCAGAGGUGGACAUGGUAAACGCCAGCUCUCACAGAAGGUCUUUCUUCUAUGAACUGCCAUUUACAGACUAUUAUAUAAAUAUAUAAAAUAUAAAUAUAAAUAUAUAUCUUUUUUUCUUUUUUUUAACAAAACAGAAAAACUCCAGGUGCUUUUUUUCCCCUUUUUCUAAUUUUUGUUUGUUCGUUUGUUUGUUAGGGUUUUUAUUUUGUGUGGGUUGGGGUAGUUAUCUUUAACCUGGGAUGAAAUUUCCACUGCUUUAAAAAAAGAGAAAAAAAAAAACAUGAACAGACUUGCAUUUUAAAGCCCCACUUUUGUUAUAAAAAUAUGUGGUCAUCUCCAAAGAGACUGUUUCUCCUACCUAUGACUGUUGCCUGUAACCUUAGAAAAGGAAGGGAAAAAUGGGAAAAACCCGAAGAAACAAAGCACUGCAGAGAGAAACGAGAGAGAGAGAGAGAAAAGAACAACUUCAGUUGUCUAUGGUGAAUUUGAAAACUUUGAGAAGACCGUCAACUACGCAUGGCUGUUACACUUGUAUAUAUUGAGCCUCGAAGGGCCCAUGAUGUAAAGCAAUUGUAUUGAUGGUGGUUUAACCCUUUUUUUGUUUCAUUUUGUUUCGUUUUGGGUUUUUUUUCCCUACAUUUACAUCUACAUCCAGCUGUUAGAUAUGCGGGGAGGGGGGUAUAGUUUGCUGGCUAGCUCUAUUCAUUUAUCUUAGCUUCGAUGCACAUUUUUUUUAAAAAAAGAAAAAAGAAAACACAAGGUCUUGUUUUUUAACUACCUGCUAGAGAUGCGUAAUGCGGAGGUGCUGGCAUGCUUUAGAGCACCUGAUCAGAUACAGGUUUUUUGUUUUGUUUGUUUUUUGGUCUUGUUACUAUUACAUAAAUCCAGUCAUGCACUUUUUUCUUACACAAUGUGGGGAUGUGUAAUAAUAUCCAUACCCUUUUUUCCCUUAAAAGUAUUGCCAUACUUUCAGUGUCUUAUUAAGAAAAAUACACUUUGUUACAAGUGGUCUGGUCAGUAUGGGGUGAGAAUGCCGAACAAAAAGUGUUAAGUAUUAACACAAAACUGCUAACUUUGCACAAGUUUUCAGUAACCAAAAUAUAAUCAGCUGCCAUAACCACAGGCCAAAAUUUUGGCAGUCAGGAAACAAAAUCAAUCCUAGGAAUUUGGAAGAAAGGGAGGAAUACGAAGAAAUGUUCUUUGCCGGGUCUAUUAUUCACCUCCACAAAGCAACUCCAUCAGUUGGAUUGUUUUUUUAAAGGAAAGUGAGAGACAAUGAAGACAUUUCUUCAACAGAGGUAGGUGGCCUUUCAGGAAAUAGGUAUCUCAGACUACCAUCCACACACACUUCCCUGGGAGCAAGUCCCACUGACGGGGUCACCAGCCCAUGCCAUCCCACCCCCUUCCCCAUGAAAAAAGCAACAUGUGGUGGAAACUUCUUUCCCACUUCAAAUGUCCCCUCCCGGAUGUGUGGAAGUGCCGAGCCUGGUGCUGUCCUAUCACCUGCUUUCUCCCCACACAUUACUGGGGAGACACGUGGCAAAGGGGAGGGAGGGCGCAACAGGGGUUUGCCAAAGCUGCACAUUGCCUGUAAGGUUUAGUUAGCGCCUCGGUGACUUGAGGGCUGAACAUGAAUUCCUGAGACAAAUGAGUCCGUAUGUGCUCUACUGAAGACUUGGGCUUGUGUUGCAUCACAAAGGAAAACAAUCUGACCUCUGCAAAGUUGUCUGAUGUGCACUGGAAAGUGCAAUAGUGUGAUUAGGGCAUCUUUCAAUAGAUGUUAUCAGGAGCCAUUAAUGGCAUAAGCACUUAAAGCUUGGAAAAUAUGUGCUGUUCCCCCUUGGAGAAAUCUGAAGUCGUGGCUGUGGUGGAGGGACCCAAAACACAUCUUAAUGUUUUAAUCUUUUGUACUUUCCCAACACGAUUUGUCAGGAAGAAUUACAGUAGAGUUAGGAAAGGGUACAUCAGAGAGGAAGCCUAUGAUUGAGGAAGACAGGGAGAAGCUGCUCUCCGCAUCUUUUUUGUUGUUGUUGUUGUUUCUGGUGUUUACACAUGUCUGAGCAUGGCAAACCACGCUGGCAGCCUACUUUACCACAGCAUACUGACUGAAUGAUCAUAUUUACUUAAGCUCAGCCUACAGCCAAGAACAUUAUGGUGUGUGUCAUAUAACAGAUCAUAUAUAUAUAUAUAUAUGGAUAUGUAUAUGUAUGUGAUUCUGCAUACCUUGUAUUGUUCAUUCAAAGAGAAUGUUUUUCUUUCCUAGAACAUUUCUUUGUAACUACAAAACCAGAAAUAUUUGGUCGUUUUCAGAUUCCGAGUUAACUCUCUUCAAUUUCAACCACUCUUAAUUGCAUAUCACCAUCAGCAAUCUAGUACGUUCGUUUUACUAGAGGAAACUAUUCUGGUUAAAUGGACUCCUUCUUUUUUGGUGGCCCCAAUCCAGGUAUAGUUAUUUGUGACUAAUCCCAUUGGAAGCAAUGGGAACAAGUUGGUCACAACUAACUUAGGUCUCUUUCAAUGGCACUUAGUCAUGUCUAGCUUUAGCUUAAUUGGGGACUCUGUAUGCUACAGUAUUUUUUAAGAAACAAAACCCUAGUUGCAGUAUCUCCAUGUGUGUAAUAAAGAAAAAAUGCCUUACUUUAGGCCACGUUGCUUUGUUAUCAAAUAGUGAACUCACAACAAAAUCCAUACAGCCUCUUUUAAAAAUGUUACCAACCAGUAUGUCCCAAAUACGUUUAUAUCAAAAAUAUGUUUACAUCAAAAUGUCCACAACUUUUGCUGACUUGAUUUUUUCAUUUGUGUGUUGUCCUUUUUCCAAAGUCUUAAUUACUUUUUUAUAUAAAAUUGGAUGGAGAGAUGCUUUGUUUGGUUUUAUGCUGCGUAUGUACCGUAUGCUUGUGAAAGGGAACAUAGAAAAGUAAAGAUGUGUUCUUCCCAAACAUAUGAACCUUUGUAGUGUUAUCUGUACUGCACUGUCUUUUCAAACACCCCAAGUCAUUAGGAAUUAAGAAAAAGAAAUAUUGACAAGGCAAAACAGACCUAAACAAACGGUUAAAUGGUAUCUAAGGAACAAAAAAAACACUGUUUUUGAAGUAUGUAUGGUAUAAAUAAAUAUCGUUUUUAAUGAAAAACAUAUUUGAGGUAUAUAAAUAAUUCUUUCCUGAA